CAGGUCAUUGGCCCAAGAAGAGGGGAGGGGCCUCAGUGAAGGAGAGGGAAAGGACAGUGCUGUUGUUCCUAGCUUUUCUCAUCGCAAUGGCUCUGCCCCUGAAGUCCUUCAGUCGGGGCUUGGCGAGCGCAGCCAAGGGAGACCACGGAGGGGUGGGAGCCCGCACCUGGCGCCUCCUGACCUUCGUGCUGGCGCUCCCGAGCGUGGCCCUCUGCACCCUCAACUCCUGGCUCCACGCGGGCCACCACAAGCGCCCCGAGUUCAUCCCCUACCACCACCUCCGCAUCCGCACCAAGCCCUACUCCUGGGGAGACGGCAACCACACUCUUUUCCACAAUCCCCGCGUUAACCCUCUGCCCACGGGCUAUGAACAGCAUUGAGGCCCGGGCGGACGCCCCCCAGGCUCAAUAAAGUUGUGGAAGCUG
This is a messenger RNA of Manis pentadactyla (Chinese pangolin), 425 nucleotides long. Its product is annotated as cytochrome c oxidase subunit 6A2, mitochondrial. NCBI's taxonomy places the organism in Eukaryota, Metazoa, Chordata, Mammalia, Pholidota, Manidae. The record is from RefSeq and is a predicted model, not a curated record. Gene Ontology annotation, molecular function: enzyme regulator activity. Gene Ontology annotation, biological process: mitochondrial electron transport, cytochrome c to oxygen. The coding region runs from base 87 to 380 and encodes 97 amino acids. The transcript is spliced from 3 exons. Gene Ontology annotation, cellular component: mitochondrial inner membrane.